AUGGCCUCUGAAGAUCCGAACGCCACUGCCUUGAAAGUAUGGCUCACUCAAAAUAAUGGGUAUUUCGACCCUAACACAGGAUUUUGUAAAACCAAUUCCGGAUUUUCUAUCAUUGCAAAGACAUCGUUAGCAGCUGAAUCGACGAUAGUUACUACCCCCUUCAGCUUGGCGAUAACAAGAAAAGUCGCAGCGGAGGCUCUAGUCCAGAUAUUGAAAAAUCAAUCUGCGGUGGAAUCUUGGAACGAACGCCAAUGUAUAGCAUCCUAUCUCUGUUUUCAUCACAUCUUGAACGGAGAAAGCUUGAAUUUACGACAUCGACCUUACGUCCAAACCUUGCCUACUCCCGACCAACUACGAACAGGCCUCUUCUUGAGCUCGGCGGAGCGGGAAUUGUUCCAAGGUACAAAUCUGUACGGCGCCAUACAAGAACGAGAACAGGAAUGGAAGUCUGACUGGAACCAGUGCCAUAAUGUUGUUGCUGGAGUCGAAGAGGCGUGGGCGCGCGCGUUCACGUGGGAAUUAUAUCUUACUUCUGCAUCUCACAUAUCAUCAAGAGCCUUUCCAUCCACUCUUUUAUCCAAAAAUCCUUCUUUAUUGUCCUCCCCGUCCACCGAACCGAUACUGCUACCAGGCAUCGACUCCCUCAAUCACGCUCGAGGUCAACCUGUUUCAUGGGUUGUCACUUAUCCCAAUGAACUUAAUCAAACUCCCGAACCAUGCAUCUCCCUGAUUCUCCAUAGUCCAACCCCCGCCGGCUCCGAACUGUUCAACAACUACGGUGCUAAACCCAAUUCAGAGCUCAUCCUAGGCUAUGGUUUCUCACUUGCAGAGAAUCCUGAUGACACGAUUAUCCUGAAGAUUGGAGGUGGCGGUUCAGACACAAAGAAAUGGGAGAUUGGACGAUCUUCGAGAGGGGAAGAGGGUCUCGGGGCAGAAGGUCUCUGGACGGAGGUCCUGUCACUGAUAUCUCAAGAUACUACAUAUAACUACGAAGACGAACUGGACGCGUCUUCUAUGCUAGGAGAAAUGAUUCGUUCGGUUAUCGAGAAACUUCCAACAUCCAAAAGAUCUCUCGAUCCGGGACAGAUACGACCUGACGUAAUAGAGAUGUUCCGAAAUUACCUCGAAGGCCAACGGGACAUUCUCGACUCCCUCCUUGCGUUUGUUAAUGCAAAAGAGCAAUCGGCCAUUGAAAAAGCUCGAUCGGAGGGUGUCGAUAUAGUUCUUGAAGACUAG
Lentinula edodes (shiitake mushroom) is the source of this 1236-nucleotide messenger RNA. Its product is annotated as SET domain-containing protein. Bases 1 to 1236 code for a protein of 411 amino acids. NCBI's taxonomy places the organism in Eukaryota, Fungi, Basidiomycota, Agaricomycetes, Agaricales, Omphalotaceae. The transcript has 5 exons. The record is from RefSeq and is a predicted model, not a curated record. Gene Ontology annotation, molecular function: protein-lysine N-methyltransferase activity. Gene Ontology annotation, biological process: peptidyl-lysine monomethylation. Gene Ontology annotation, cellular component: nucleus.